Molecule: messenger RNA, 3071 nt
Organism: Ailuropoda melanoleuca (giant panda)
Lineage: Eukaryota; Metazoa; Chordata; Mammalia; Carnivora; Ursidae
Product: protein FAM228B
Exons: 18
Coding region: 395-2380 (661 amino acids)
Source: RefSeq, a predicted model, not a curated record
CAGCAUCUGCUCGUCACCGAGAAGAGCUUCGGUUUGGUUCGCUAAGCACGACCUGCCCAGCGACGCCCGCACUUCAGGCCCCCAGGUUACUUCUCCACGGGACUGGCCUCGGGCGUGCUGUUGUGCGGGGCUCAGAGACGCAGCGGCGGCUGGCAGAAUUCUGACUCGUUGUCGUCUGUCGCGGCGCUGGGGCUGUGGGGGGGCUGCGUCAAGGAGGCACUGGACUCGAACGUUCUGUCAUUCCGAGGCGGCGGGGCCGAGCUAACGGGGCCGCAGGCCCCGAGGGGCGCACUCUCCCGUCGCAGCCGACCACGGCGGGGCACUGCUGCAGGGAGCCCAAGGCCCCGCCAGUCUUUGGAAGGAAGCCGAGUUUUUCUAGGAGCUCUGUUUUUUUAUGAUCACGAUGAGAAAUUUAGACAGUGAUGAUCUGAUAAAUGACAAGCUUCACAAGCCCACGAGCUCGAAAGAAUGGUUGAAACCUCAGCCACUUUCUUUUAUGGAGGCAUUAGCUAAAGAAGAUAUUGAUGCAGCUAUUCAAUCAAUAUUAUAUAGAGAAAUUUAUGUAAUUAAGGAACUAGAUAAGUAUUUACAACAUCAUGACUUCUUAAAGGCAAGAAGAAAAGAGAUGUUACAUAAAAGAUGGGCUGACCAUGUGGCACAUCCUCUCCAGAAGAAAAUUAUAGAAAAAGUUUGUUCAUAUAAGAAGAUUAAAAAAAGGAGACAAGAAGAAUUAGAUGGUUUUUUAAAGCAUGUAAAUAAAAAGGGAAAUGCAUUUAUAGAACAUUAUGAUCCAAAAGAGUAUGAUCCUUUUUAUAUGAGCAAAGAGGACCCGAAUUUUCUGAAGGUUACCAUUCCACCAUUUCGUGACCCUUUGAAAAAGGCACAAUAUGAUAAAGAUGAUGAAAAAAGAACUCUUCUUCAGUGUGAGACUGGCAAAAUAUAUACAAUGAAAGAAUUUAAAGAGAUUGAAGAGGCCAAACUGCAUUCCAGAUUCCCAAGAAUUUCUAAUUCAAGGCACUUUAUGACUCCAAAUGAGUGGCUUAAGCUGCCUACAACCUACAUAGAAAGUGAAUUUUGUAAAAGGAGCAGGUUAAAAGUGAAAACGAAUUUUAAUGAUUGUAGUUUCGAUUUGAAACCUUUGACCAGAACUCCUCAUCCUGUGGAAUCUCAGCAGGAAGAAAAAUCAGUUAUUUACAAAAACAAAGGAUCAUCCUUUCUGGAAAAAGAACCUCUAUGUUUUCAUGAGAGAAAGAAUUCAAGUCUCAAAGAGGCCAACUCUGAAGGUCACUUCCUUGACCCUCAGCAGGAGAUAGAAAGGGAUGGGGACCAGGAUGCGGUGAGAGCUGAGAGAGUCCUAUUUUGCCAUAUACAAGGAAUCCUAUUACCUAUGGCUUCCAAGAAAGCGCCCACCUAUGGCGAACAUUUCAGGCCAGAAAAAUUGAAAGAAUGGCCAGAGCCCGAGUCAGUUGCUUUCAUGGAGGCAUUAGCUAGAGAAGACAUUGAUGAAGCUGUACGUGCAAUAUUACUUAGAGAAAAUUACGUUGCGAAGAGAUUGGAUACAUAUUUUCAGCAUGUGGAUAUUUUUAAGGAAAGAAGAAAAGAGAUGUUACAUAAAAAAUGGAUUGAAAAUGUUGCAGAGCCUCUUCAGCAUAGAAUUACAGAGAAAGUAAUUUCAUACAGAGGGUUGGAAAAAAAGAAACAAGAGAAUUUUGAAUAUUUUUUACAGCACACCAAUAAAAGGGAAAUUGUAUUUGGAGACCUUUAUGAUCCUGAAGUAUGCAAUCCUUUUUAUAUGACAAAAAAAGACCCAAAUUAUGGAAAGGUUAUGGUCCCCUCAUUUUGUGAUCCUCUGUUUAGAAGACAGCAAGAGCUGGAUGAAGAGAAGAGAGCUGUUUUUCAAUACAAAACAGGAAAAGGAUGUACCUUAAAAGAAUUUAAAGACCUAGAGAAGGCUGGGCUUUAUGCCAAAUUGCCCCAAUUCGCUUUUACUCUACAUAGUGCUAUUCCAGAAGAGCAGCACAAAGCCUCUGCCAGAUCUGUGAUAAGCAGAACUCAUAGAAAAUGCAGUUCUGAAAAAUUUACCUGUUCAGAAAAGAAAUGUCUGCCUGAUAAAGAGAACAAGACUGCUGAUCUAAGUCAGACUGUCCUUGAAAGAAAGUUUCAUGCCUCGAAGCUCAGCCAGGAGAAUAAAAGGGACGAGAAGAAUUGUGUGGUUGGAGGAACCAGACAGCACAGACCGCGAUCCUGGGCGGCUGGGGAAGGCCAGCAUAAGCAGGGGGCACGGCGCAUGGAAAGGAGAGUGAUGACGGCAGAGGUCCUGGGGCGGCACCAGGCCUCCCUGCAGCUGGCGCUCAGCUCCCUGAGAAGAUGUGUUUCCUGAGAAUCAGGGCUCCUGCAGCCUGUGUGGUUCUUUCCAAAAGACAGCUUUUUUUCCAGUUGCACCCAGGGAUUUAGUGGGUAAGAUACUAUUUUUUAUCAGUGUUCAAAACAAAUUUCCUACUUCAGACUCCAGAGCCCAAACAAGCAGCUCUCACGGGCGUGGAUGUGGCUCCGACAGGACGGGGGACAGGGAGAGACGCUGCUGGAGCUGGAGGCUGAGGGCCUGCGGGGGGUGUUUAACAAAGUCUGUGCAUUUUCUUGAGUUCUAAGUCACCUCUGAGGUUGCUGCUCGCCUGGCAAGCAGAGGGACUCAGAAGGGUCUUGUUCCCACAGAGGUCAGCAGUCUAGCCAUCAAAGAUAACCAAGCCUCAGAAACAGGACGUAAAUGCACCAGUGUCCUAGAGCAAGUGAGAGUCAAGACGAGGCUGCAGGGUCUCCUAGGCACCCCCCCUACCCACGCUGCCCUUGGUUUUUGCUACUGUAGCAGAAAGCAAAUUUGGUUUCAUUACCAGCAACCCUUGAACCUACCUUUUAUUUUUAUUUUAUUUUUUGAAAGAUUAUUUGAGAGAGCAAGAGAGAGAGCACAAACGGGGAGCAGGAGAGGGAGGCGCAGACUCCCCACUGAGCAGGGAGCUGAAUGGGGGACUGGAUCCCAGGACCCUCAGAUCAUGACUUGAGCCGAAGGCAGACAC